This is a messenger RNA of Neoarius graeffei (lesser salmon catfish), 9659 nucleotides long. RefSeq names its product nuclear receptor binding SET domain protein 1a (gene nsd1a). Gene Ontology annotation, molecular function: histone H3K36 methyltransferase activity; protein binding. The record is from RefSeq and is a predicted model, not a curated record. Gene Ontology annotation, cellular component: chromatin; nucleus. The transcript is spliced from 24 exons. Bases 412 to 6624 code for a protein of 2070 amino acids. Gene Ontology annotation, biological process: regulation of DNA-templated transcription. NCBI's taxonomy places the organism in Eukaryota, Metazoa, Chordata, Actinopteri, Siluriformes, Ariidae.
CACACACACAGCAGUCAAGGCUUUUGCUUUAACAUGACCAGGGCCACGAUCAAAACAAGCCAUGCAUUUCCAUGCAAAACGUGCUUCCGACCUGCUCACGCUUUGCACCGUGUUUAAAGAUGGCUCGGUAGUGAAAGCAAACGACUUCUAUCGCAUUUCUAUCGCUAAUGAACUCAUCUCGUCAUAUUUGCUGCUUAUUUUUUAUUUUCCUUAAGGACUAAGUAAAGCGCGACAGUGGAGUAGAAAUGAAAGCCGAGUCCAGGCCUAACGCUGCUGUUCGUGUUAGUAGCGCCGCUUUCUGUAGAUCCGGCUUUCACAAAUCGCCAAAAAGUGACUCCUCGGCUUCCCCUGUGACCGGAUACCGGAUGCUUUUGUCUUGACCGAGCUGUAAAUGGACGAAGCCAUGCCAACAUGAAUCGGUCAUAUAAACUGGGCGCCAAGAACGGCUCGGAAUGCCACCCGAGCCCGCAGUGUCCGCAGGUCACUUCCUGCGGACUCCAGCACGGCGCAAAGCACUCGUCCUCGUUUGGAUACAGCCAAAGGGAAUCAUCCUCCAGCUACAGUCCACUCAGGAAGCUGCAGGACCUAACGGCUAUGGUGAGCAGGCCUGAUAUGAGCUUGCAGGACAGGGACUUCCACGGACGAACUAAGGCACAUGUGCGCAGCUCAGAGUUUGGCCUCGGCCUUGUCCAACCCUUCAACCGUGGUGCUGAUGACGGCAUGUUCAGAAACGUCCAAAAUCUGGACAAGAACGGCUUUUCCCCUGUGAGCACGGACAGCGUGGAGCACAUCUCCCCAAUCCCUAACGGAUUCCUGCAUUUUGAAUCAAGCCUCUUUGACAGUGGGGACAGUAAGGAUGACCAUGAGGAAGAGGAGCGUGUGAUGCCGUUCAAACCUUCGGCCAAAACAUGCCAGAAACGGGACUCUGUGAAUACAAAGAGCUUCUCUGGUUCACGGUUAAACCUAAGCUUGAACAGACAUGAAUAUUUUGGCCCAGUUUCAAAAAAUACUCCACAGCCAGCACCAGACCCACCUCCGAGUCCACCUCCGCUGCCUGUUGAAGUCAUGCUAAGGGAUUUUGACAGUUCGGAUGGCUACUCGGAUAGCGAUUGUGGCCUUCCGAGCACUGAAAACUGCGCAUCGAUGUUCAACGUAGGCCUUUCUCAAAGGCCAAGCUCACCUAGCAGCACCUACUCGGAUCCUGUAAGCGCCAUAUAUGUCUCGUCCGACAGCCCAAAGAAGAAGCCUCUUCCAGAAGUGAAGUUUACCGUGGGUGAUGUGGUGUGGGCCAAGUUUAAUCGUCGGCCUUGGUGGCCCUGUCGCAUCUCCAUUGACCCCCGGAGUGAAAGCCACACCAGGAUGAAAGAGCCCAGCAGCAGGCCAUGCCGAAUGUAUUUCGUCAGGACGUUCGGGGAGAUCGUGGACCAAGCAUGGGUUUCUGGGAAAGCCACGUAUGCUUUUGAAGGAGGACAGCAGUUUGAUAAACUUCCUGUGCUCAGGCGGCGAGGGAGACAGAGAGACAAGGGUUACAAAUACAUGGUUCCAAAGCGCUUGAUGCCUCUAUGGAAGGCCAGUGUGGUGGAGGCAGAGGCAGCUCUGCCCGAGUAUCUCAGGAGUAAACUACAACUUCCUUCAGUCAGAGAGUUACACUCUCCUGUCAUGGAGGAAAGGACUUCCACCUCUCCGACCUUCUCCGACCUUCAUCUGUCCUCUCAGAGUCCAGUUUUCUCUAAUGGACACAGUUUUCCUGCCGUCGGUUCACCCAAAACUACGGAAGGAAGCAAAAAGAAAUCAUCGACUAAAAAGAAAAACAGCUCGUUGCUGAAAGGUCCUGGUAAAAUCAAAGACGAGUUCUCCAUUCGGAUGUCAAGUCCCACACUGGACAUUUUUAAACCUCCUGCUGCUCCUGCAAAUGAUCCGGUGUCUGACUCCAGGGAUUGCCCUUACUCGGACAUCGAUUCAGUUCCCAGGAUACUGUGUCCCAAACGCCUGGAAGAGCAACUCAAAGAGGGGUCAGAUAAAGAACACUGUGCUGAACCAAAGGCAGAACAUGUGAAUAAAAAAGCGAAAAAAGUUCGCAAGACGGAGAAAGAAACAGCCUCUUUGCCAAAACACAAGCCGAACAACAAGUCUACAAUCAAAAACAAAAGGUACACCACUUCAAAUGGUAGGAGUUUGGGUAGCACUUUGCCAGGAUUAUCAGACGGCACAUUUGAGAUGCACUCUUUCUACUUGCCAGCGAGUUCUGGCCUCAUGUUCCGAGCCCUUGCAAGGUAUGAGAAAUUCGAAGAGAAGAAUGAUCUUGACUCCAGCCAUGAAUCCCAAUCAUCUUCUCCAUCUCUGUCUGAUGAGCAUGAUUCGUUUUCUCCCACCCUGGACAUAUCUGAGAGCACAGAACACCAAUGGCAAGUAAAAACUGAACUCAUUGCUGAUCCGACUCACCCAGUGUCUCAGUGUUGCAGAGGCUCCCCAAACCCGACUUUGCUCAAGUUAACAAGAAUCCGGUCCAGCAAGGAACCCUCUCAGAAUGAGUUUCAACUAAAGAGUAAAGAUUCCACUGUUGGGCCUUCAGAAUUGCCAGUUACUAGUUUAAAAAUCAAGAAAGAAUCAAGCAUUUCAUGUUCCUCCUCCUCCACUGUUUCAUCCCCAUCGCCUUCACCCUUGGAGGCUCUCCGGGAGCCUAAAGACCUCUCUUUACAUACUCUGGUGAAAGAUGAGUCUGGUUCAGAUGAUCACAACUCCAAGUACAAAUUCACCACCUACCUUAUGUUGUUAAAGGACUUGCAUGACACCCGGGAGAAGGAGGGACAGCCUCUGACGCUGCCCCCCACCUCUCCAUCUACCCUUAUCAAGCAAGAACCCUCACUCCUGCCCACACAGCUCCACCUUGAGCCCGCAAAUCCUGACAUGGUUCACAAGAAUGAUAAUCAGACUCCUGGGGUUCAGAACGGGCUGCAGGGGAAAACCGCAAGCAGCCUGAAGCCAAACAAAUCUAAACCUAAAUCUAUAGGAAAAAAGGAGGCUCAAAAACAUGACUGCCCGAGCAAUUUGCUUCCUCUGGUUUCAGACCUUAAGAAACCGAACUUGCUAGAUGUGGUCGAUGCAAGAGCAGCUCCAAUUGAGAAGCUGUCAAAAUCCCAAACAGAGUCUGGCCUUGAUAGCAGUGGGAAGGGUACGAUGUCGGCCGUGGCGCCGAAGAAGCGCUGGCAGACGUUUGAUGCUGAGAUCGAGGAGAGGGCAAAGCCAAAGCAUGAUCAGAGCAGUCUGCUUGAGCAGGACAAGGUCAUCCCUCCUGCCAAACUCAAUGGAGUAUUUGAGGAGAGCCACCAAAGCCCUCAGGUCACUGCUCUGGAGAGGAAGGAUAGCUCUGAGAGCAAAAGGCUUCGGAAGCCAAGCAAGAGGCUGAUCGAGUGGAGCGAGGAUUAUGAGACGUUCUUCACUACAAAGAAGAAAACCAAGAAAACCCCCGAGUCCUCUAAAACAGCAUCUUUAAUUAAUAACACUAAUAUUGGCGAGCAGACCCAAAAACCUGCACUAGCUGAUGGUGCGAACUCAGAAGCAGGUCAGCCGUCUGAGGCUUGGAUACCCGAACGGCAGCUUGCUCAGAAUGAAGCAGAUAACAUUCUUCCUUCCCCACCUUUAUCAACGCCCCAGAAAGCUCCCAUGGUCGACUCAGAAUCCGUUGAAAAGAAAACAGCAUCUUCGGAAAGAAAAAAGCCAAGGAAGCCCACGCAUAAAAUGCUGGACUCUGCUUUUGAGAACGAGGUUCUCAGGAUCCCAAAGAAGAAAGAGUCGAAGGAACAGGGUCAAUGGUCAGAGGAAGCAGUGGUCAGAGAUUUUCAGAAUAAUGAAGUGCCUGGAACCACUCUGUCCGACGCCCUGUCUAAAUCAGGUAUAACACCCAGACCGGGUGAUGCACAGACGCCCUUAGAGCAGCCUGCAACGCCCAGCGUCUUCCAGAGCCACAUAGCAGCAGAGAACUGCAGUCCAGCUGAGCCCAAAACAGCCGAGCAGAAACCAUGUGACAACGCAGGAUCUUUAAACGCAGAGGUGUUUGUUCCCGCACUGAAUGAGGGGAUCGUCCAGGCCAGAGAGUCACUAACUGCUGAAACAGCUCUGUCUAACAGUAAAAAGGUAUCAGAGAAAGGAGGAGGCGCCUCGCUGAAGGAGAACGUGUGUCAGGUGUGUGAGAAGACAGGCGAGUUGCUGCUGUGUGAGGGACAGUGCUGUGGAGCUUUUCACUUACAGUGUAUCGGCCUCAACGAGACCCCCAGAGGACGCUUCAUCUGCCAAGAGUGCACUAAAGGUGUGCACACAUGUUUCGUGUGUAAGAAGCCAGGCGAGGACGUCCGCCGCUGUAUGAUCCCAGUGUGUGGGAAGUUCUACCACAUGGAGUGUAUAAUGAAAUCCACCCCCACGGUGCAACAGAACCGAGGCUUCCGCUGCUCUCUCCACGUCUGUCUGUCCUGCUACAUCACCAACCCAACAAACCCCUCCAGCUCAAAGGGUCGACUGACCCGCUGUGUGCGCUGUCCGGUGGCGUACCAUGCAAAUGACUACUGUAUGGCCGCUGGCAGUAUUCCACUGGCCAACAAUAGCUUCCUGUGUCCCAACCAUUUCACCCCACGCAAAGGCUGCAAGAACCACGAGCAUAUCAACGUCAGCUGGUGCUUCGUCUGCUCUGAAGGGGGCAGUUUGCUGUGCUGCGAAUCCUGCCCUGCUGCCUUCCAUCGCGAGUGUCUGAAAAUCGAGAUGCCCAAAGACAGCUGGUACUGCAAUGACUGUCGUGCAGGCAAGAAACCCCACUACAAGGACAUCCUGUGGGUGAAAGUGGGCCGCUAUAGAUGGUGGCCAGCAGAGGUGACUCAACCCAAGAACGUACCCGAGAAGAUCUCACGCUUGAGGCACGAGGUAGGCGAGUUUCCCGUCCACUUUUUCGGCUCCAAGGACUACGUGUGGACGUACCAAGCCCGCUGCUUUCCCUAUAUGGAGGUUGAUGCCCACAACAAGGAGAAAAUGGGCAAAGGCACAGACGCUAUCUACAAGAAAGCUUUAAACGAGGCUGCUGAGCGAUUCCGAGAGCUUCAGGCAGAGAAGGAGAUGAGGCAGCUUCAGGAAGAUAGGAAGAACGACAAGAAGCCUCCACCAUACAGACACAUUAAGGUGAACCGACCAGUAGGGAAGGCGCAGAUCGUGACCGCAGACCUAUCGGAGAUCCCGCGCUGUAACUGCAAGGCCACAGACGAGAACCCAUGUGGCAUGGACUCAGAGUGUAUAAACCGCAUGCUGAUGUACGAGUGCCACCAGCAGGUGUGUGCAGCAGGAGAAAGGUGCCAGAACCAGUGCUUUACCAAACGCGAGUACACUCCAGUGGAGAUCUUCAGAACACUGUCACGUGGUUGGGGGCUCCGUAGCAUCAGUGACAUAAAGAAAGGUGCGUUUGUGAUUGAAUACGUGGGCGAGGUGAUCGAUGAGGAGGAGUGCCGCACCAGGAUCAAACAUGCUCAGGAGAACGACAUCAGCAACUUCUACAUGCUCACGCUAGAUAAGGACCGCAUCAUUGACGCAGGGCCGAAGGGAAACCAGGCACGCUUCAUGAACCACUGCUGCCAGCCCAACUGUGAGACUCAGAAAUGGACAGUGAAUGGAGACACGCGAGUCGGGCUCUUCGCCCUCGUGGACAUUCCUGCAGGCGUGGAGCUCACCUUCAACUAUAACCUGGAGUGUCUGGGGAACGGCAAGACGGUGUGUAAAUGCGGCGCGUCAAACUGCAGCGGCUUCCUGGGGGUGCGACCAAAGAAUCAGCCCCCGUCGGAGGACAAGGCCCGCAAAGGAAAGAAGAAGAUGUCUGCAAAGAGGAAGAGCCAGCUCCAGGUAGUGAAGGAGCGUGAGGAUGAGUGUUUCUACUGCGGCGACGGCGGGCAAAUUAUCUCCUGUAAGAAGCCUGGCUGCCCCAAAGUUUACCACGCCGACUGUUUGAACCUGUCCAAGAGACCCGCAGGUCGCUGGGAGUGCCCGUGGCACCAGUGUAACGAGUGUGGCAAGGAAGCGGCAUCGUUCUGCGAGAUGUGCCCCAGUUCGUACUGCAAGCAGCAUCGUGACGGCAUGCUCUUCAUCUCCAAGCUGGACGGCAAGCUCUCAUGCAGCGAACACGACCCGUGUGGCCCCGACCCCCUGGAACCCGGAGAGAUUCGCGAGUACAUCCCGAGAAUGCCUAUCUUAUCUAAUGCAUCCAAGUGCAUCCUAACCCCGCCCACCAGUGACCUCUACCUCCCCCCCGCCCCCAAAAGAGCGCCCUACGGCAGCCAGCGAGUGCCCUUCGAGGACGAGGUAGUGUUGGACGGAGACCUGCUUCCUGCCUUUUCUCUGUCGAAAGAGGUGAAAGAUGGCAUCAUGGCCGAGGUAGAGGACGGAGAGGUCAUCGAAGGGAUGAUUGGGGGCGAGGACGUGGGCCUGGAGGUCAUCGGAGAUGAAGACGAGGACGGGGAGAUGGACGACGACGAAUUUGAAGACGACGACGAAGUGGAAAAGGAGUGGGAUGAGGACGCGCAGUAUGACGAUAGCUGCGUGGACGAAUACAUUGACGCCGACGGUUUCGAGGACGAGUCAUACAGGGGGAAGUGAGCAAUUUGUUUACUAUCCAUCCGUUCAUCCAUGUAUACAUCAGACACGCCCUCGCCUCGCUCGCUCACUAGACGGCCUCGGCCAGCGAGAAGUGCCAUUUCUCUGUUAGUUACACUUUGUAGCCUGUCGGAACGAAGCAGGGAAUCUGAUCUCAGAUCAGCGCUCUUAUCUGGAGGGGCUCGGAGAUCAGCGAACGCACUCGAAGCGGGAUGCAAAGCAACUGUUUUUGACUCUGACGUUUUGACACGGGCAACGUGCUGUAAUCGGGACAGAAGUCAGCUCGCCUUCUUGACCCAAGUCUACAUUGACAAAUGGGACUAGAACAAUACAGUGGUGCUGUGGACCUUUGGCUGUUCAGUCAGAAGUCCUGUAUUGGGUGUAAAGUUACUGAGUUACCGUCUGGUGCUUCUUUGUGUUUCUUUUCGUUUUGUCAUCUCCACCUACUGUUUACAUUUUUAUCUCUGGUAAACCACGGACGGGACUGGAGACACCUGGUACGCUCGAAGUGGAGCAGCAACACUUGCCAAGAUGACACCAUGUCUUAGAGUACAUGAGUUUCAAAGGAUAAAAGGUUUAAAUGGUUAACACUGGUUCUGAUUGGCGUUCGGGGCAAAAAGCUUCCCAGUUCUUCCAUCAAACCCCCCCUCCCCCGAAAAAAAACAGGUUCUGGCUAUUUAAGUUUCCAGGGAUCGUCGAUCCAGGGAGGUAAUAUUAAGUGAAGAACAAAUAUCGGACAGAUUUGAACAUCUCGUUCAGAAUCGAGACUCAAAUCCCAUUUGUGUCUACGCUGUAACUGUACCACCCAGUUGUAGUAAGUUAUACACUCGCCGGACAGUUUAUUAGGAACACCCAGACAACCACCCGCUGUUUUUAAUGCAGCUAUCUAAACAUCUCCAGGGGCGCCAGAUGGGCCGGUUUGAGUAUUUCAGAAACGUCUGAUCUCCUGGGGUUUUCACACACAACAGUCUCUCGAGCGACUGAAAGAGCGACGGUUCCGUGGGUGGAAACCAACGCCUUGUUGAGAGUAAAAUGGUUUGAGCUUUUUUUUUUUUUUUUGGCCAGGAAGGAUAUCGUAACUCUUUACAACCGUGGUGAGCAGAAAAGCAUCUCGUCACGCAACAGAACACAUUGGGUUCCUAUUCCUAUUAAAGUGGCCGGCGAGUGUAAUACGACCCCUGACCUCAGCACUUUCGGAUCUUGACCAUGCUUUUGUAUAUAAACAGUAAGCUGGUUCUGCGUGUCCUAUUCAGAAUUCGGGGACGAUAAAUUUAAUUAGCGGAAAACAAAAGCAUUUGGCAAUCACAAACCCUGACAGUCGCCGGGUUUCCGUCGUAGUUUUGCGCAGAACAGAAGCGACGUUCGAAAAACAAAAAUUUCACGACUCACGUUCUGCGAUGAGUGAGUUUUCUCGUUUCGCGAUAGCUCUUGCACAGCAAAAGGUAGCAUUUUCCAUUCGCUCUUCCGAUCACGUGACGCAAACGCGACAAAUGUCUCCGUUUCAAUUUUGCGAAAGACGGCUUGAUCGAAUCGUCGGGAAAUGCGAUACUGUUUGAGUUUCGUUCAAAAUUCACGUUUCCAGUCCUUUUUUUUUGCGAUUUCAAAUUGCGCACUAAACAGAUGAACACAAACAUAGCCAGUGUUGAAACAAGGUGAACGUGAUCAAGAGUACAGUGGCGAUUAAAGUGGACCAAACAGGAUUUUCAGCGACUUAAUCCCCAGCUGUGAAUUUUGUAUCACUUUUUAAGCGUUAAAGAGGUGAUCUGCCUUCUGCGGUGGACACGACGGCAAAACCAACCAGUUCAAACUUUAUUCGGACAUUCCAGGCAUCAGGUGUGAUGGUUAUUACUGUGCUGCACGUCGGAGUAGGGACACGUUCGUUUUGUACGUACGGAUUCAUCCGAGGUAAUAAACUGCUGUCGUAAUAACAAACGUUACACGCCUCGACUCGGCGUCAGGACUCGUGAACGCCGUUUGAUGGACACUUUUAACGGAAAUACGACUCUUCGGUUCUUAUUUCUAGCUUUAUGGUUUGGUUUGUCUGUUUAAUUAGUUAAAAAUAAUCGUGUACUCACGGCACUGAAUUCGUUCACAGUGUAAGCAUGCGGUGAAAACAUUUCAAAAAAUAUUCUCAAGAAGCAUUUUGGUUUUGGGUUUUGCAGAAAUCAGUAUCUGUGCUGAACUAGUCAAAGAAAGUGCGAGUUGAGAAUGAAAAUCUUUUGAAAACACUGUAAAAAAAAAAAAUUAGGUGGAAUUUUUCUUUCUUUUAGUCUUUUUUUUAAUGUACCCUUCCUUGUGCUUCCUCAUCUGCAGGGUUUUUUUUCUCUUUUUUUUUUUGGAAAGACCACAACGCAGAAAUUUGGACCUAACCAGAAAACAAACAACAACAACAACAACAACGACUCCCUUUUUAUGAAACGUUUUCACACUGGUGCUUUGCUUCCUCCUUUCCCAGUGUUUUACGAAAUAUACUUCCAUUACAUCGCUCAAUCUCUGUUCUGUUCUGUUCUGUUCUGUUACAUGGUUUCUCUAACAAGGUCAACGUGCUUCUGAUCUUCAAAUGUCUUCCCGUGAGAAGCACGUUUAGACAGUAAUUUAUCAGUCAUGCUUGCUAUCAGUAGGCAGGACAGUACUGUGCAAAAGUCUUGGGCACAUCAUGUAACGAAGUCCUGUCGACCAAAAAUGACUUCAGAAAUAAUGCAAUGAAAUGUUUCAACAUUGAAAAAUAAUAAACAGUAAGCCGUAAUAAAUCAAUAUAACAAAGUCAGCAUUUGGCGUGAAACGAAAUUCCCUUUGCUUUAAAAAAAAAAGUCUCACGUCCUAACGAGUGCCAGUUUUAUGCGGAAAUGAGCUGUAGGUUUUACCGAGCAUCUUCCAGAACCAGCCACGGUUCUUCUGGACACUUUGACUGUCACGCUCGCUUCUUCAUGUAGCACCAAAAACCCAGUAGCCUUCAUUAUGGUUUCUUUUUUAAUCUGAAAAAAAAGAGUGGAAUACGGGAACUCCCUAAAGUGAAUGACGCAUGAAAUGGAAUGACA